CGACGUGGCUUCAAACGCCUGCCUGGCAUCAACACCACGACCGCAACCAGAGAGGUGCCGUGCCAAUCCGCAAGCUCCGCUGACUAUGGGCACAUAAGCCCAUCUGCGCCAGCACACUCAACAAAUUCAGAGGGCUGGGAAUUGGAGCUGUCACACGAUGCGACUCGUAGCUUAUGCUGGGGCUUCGACAGCUCUAGCUGCGGGAGUGAUAGUACAUGCUUUCAAUCAGAGGCCGAAUUUCUAUUCGGCGUGUGUUUAUUUGUCGCAGAGCAAUUUGUCUUUAAUGGUCCUCACAAACCUGGCGCUCUUCGUCGUCGCAUCUUUCAUAUACUGCCUCCAGCGAAUAUGCUACGGCCCGUUACGCCCAAUCGAAGUCGAGCAGCUCUACGAGAAGGGAUGGUUCGCCAUCACCGAGACAUGUCUGGCCAUGACCAUAUUCCGCGAUGAAGUCGGGGCCUGGUUCCUCGUCAUGUUCGUGGGAUUGAUGGCCGGGAAGGUAUGGGGAUGGAUUGGAGAAGGAAGGGUGGAAAUACUGGAGCAGCAACCGCCUGCAAAUCCGCGGCUGUUCCACAUACGACUCUCGAUCUCUCUGACCAUGUCCAUUAUCUACGACGCCUGUCUGCUUUCAUAUGCUAUAAACUCGGUCAUCCAGCAGGCUAAGCCGAAUAUGAUGGUUAUGUUCCUGUUCGAGUUUGCGAUUCUGACGGCGUCGUCGUUCUCGACGGCCCUGCGCUAUGGAAUCUCCUUGAUCGAGGCGAAGGUCAUAAAGCUACAGACGCAGGAGAUGCUGGAGAGCCGGAGGGCCGAAGUUAGGAGGCAACGACAGGAGAUGAUCAGAGAGAGAGAGGCUGCGGCUGCUAGCGGCGAGCCACUAUCAACUGAAGCAGCCGAGGAGCCAUUGCCCUCGGAAGAUGAUAUUGAAGAGAUGGACAUCGAACCACCUGGAUGGGAGACGAAGGGUCAUUGGGUGUUGACCCUUGACCUCAUGACUGAUUUCGUCAAGCUGGGUAUCUACUCUGCCUUCUUCUGCAUCCUUCUGACCUUCUACGGUCUGCCCAUCCAUAUUAUGCGCGACCUAUUCCUCACCGCGCGUUCGUUCCUCAAGCGUCUUAGUGCAUUCCUGAAAUACAGGAAUGCGACGAGAGAUAUGAACCAGAGAUACCCCGACGCUACCGAGGAAGAAAUCCAGCGAGAGGAUACCUGCAUUAUCUGCAGAGAAGAGAUGACGCCCUGGUCUGUCACAAAUCCAGCACCCGGUGCUCCAGCAGCAGGCGCUCCCCCCCCACCUGUUGCCCGAAGCCCGAUAAUCAGCGAGCGGUCCCGACCAAAGAAACUACCGUGUGGACACGUUCUGCACCUUGGAUGCUUGAAGAGCUGGCUCGAAAGACAGCAAGUUUGUCCAACGUGCCGCCGACCCGUCGUCGAUACCAGACCCGCAGGAGCCCAGGCACCAAGACCACCAGGAGCCCAACCCCAUCUUCCCGGCCAGCUUCCCCUCCCGCAAGGCCCACCCGUUGCUGAUAAUAGAGCACGGGUACACGUCGCUAGAGGCAUCAACAUUGGACCCAUACGAUUUGCUUUUGGUCGCGACGAGAUGAUUGAUUUUGGCCCACCGCCGAACCAGCAAGCCUUCCCGGGCGUGCCACCGGGCCAAGCCCCCAUCCCGCCCAACGCGCGCGUCUACGGAUUCGAGAUGGGCUUCCCCCCUCCACCCCAGGGAAUGAGACACCCCCAAGCCCCUCAGGGCAUGUAUGCCCCGCCUUCGGGAGCAGCGAAUGUGCAAUCCCAAUUACAACACCUCGAGCAGCACAUCGUCCAGGAGAUCCAGAGUCUCUCCGUCGCGCAGACGGAGCUCGUCCUCGUCCGCCAUCUGCAAGCUGAACUACUCCGCCUGCGCCAGCUACGUGCGCCUGAUCACCAGCAGCCUCAGCCGGAAACGCGAACGACUGUCGGAGCUGCCCCGCUGUCGUUUGUGCAGCGCCAUGAGCAGUUUGCGAGUACGACGGCUAUUCCGAGCGGGAGCCCGGAUUUGCCUCCUGGGGUUACGAUUCCAGAGGGUUGGUCGCUGUUGCCGUUGCAGAAUAUGGAUACGCUGUUACAGCCGCAAGCCGGGCCUUCGGGUGCACAGGAUGCGGCUCCGGCGACUGGUGAGGUUAGUUUGCCCGCCACUGGGCUGGCGGAUCUAGCAACGCAGCCGCAAGGGGCACCGGUCGUUGGGGAGACCGGGGUUACGCCAACGGAUACGAGUGGUACAUCGCUUGUGGCCGAUCCUAUAGUAGCUCAUCCAGAAGCUGCUGCAGAUUCUAGCCCGGUAGAGAUGGCAGCUCCUUCAGCAGCCGCCGCAAAUUUUGCUCCGGUAGAGGUUGUGCCUAAUCCUCUGCUGGCCGCUCCUGGGCCCUCUAUAGAACCGACUCCGACAGUGCCUUUGGUAGAGCCAUCCUCGUCUUCAAGCGAGGAUCCUGAAGCUACACCUAGUACGGAGGAGACCGAUGAGGCACCGCUACCGGAUUGGAGCGCGCCUUUUGUAUUCCCUGGACAGCAGGCGGGUGAGGCGGCUAAGGGUGAUGUAACAGCCGCUGCUGUUACAUCACCCUUAGCUGCGGACCCGGUGACACUUCCCUCGUUGGUGCAGGCGGAUGAGGUACAUGAAACUGUGAGAGCAACUGAUGAUGUCGCUGCGAAUGGCUCGGUUGCGAAUGGUUCAGCUGCCAAUGGUUCAGCUGCACCUAAGGAGGCGCCUACAUCAGAGAAAGACGCGAAAGGAAAGGGCAAAGCUAAGGCCGCGAGCGUUGAGGAAGUCGAGGAAGUCGAGAACGCGUAAGGGACGAGCGGCUGAUAAACGGACUGUAUGACUGGAAGGAAAAGAAAAGGGAAGAUCGAGGGUUGUGGGCGGCGGAGAGCAUGAAACUGGCGUUUUUAUUAUAUCUUUUCGCGCCCCUAACUUAGAUUAUGGGGCUGGCGUCUGUAAGCUAUACCACUUUGUGUACGAGGAAUUGAAAAGACUUGGGUUUAUUAUUUCUAUGUGUGGUUGCUAUUGUGAUUGCGGCUGUGAAUGGGCAUGGAGGCGGCAUUUAACGGCGGGUGAGGCCAUGCCCAAUAUCUGCACAACGUCUAAGUUGGGGUACACACUGGACAUUUUGAGUCCAAUCACAGCUCGAUCGGCGAAUGGUGUCAUGCACAGUAAAGUAGGGGUUCAAAAAAGGCACGGAGCGCUCCACAAGUGCACAAAGGGAACGGAUAGGACCAUUUAACGUGCUAGAGGUUCGUAGGAGGAAUGGUAAUUGGACAAAGCUAGGAGGAAGGGUAACGGUAACCAGCCAUCAACAACUGAGACAGACGCGUUAUUAUAUAUAUAUGUCGUCACAGCUAUAUAUAAGCUAUAUAUUUUUUUGUUUUUGCCACAACUCUCUGGUGGCUGUUGUACAUUCAUUUACCUGUAUGAGCAAAACAAAACAAAAAUAGCUGAACCCCGGG
Messenger RNA from Pseudogymnoascus verrucosus, 3474 nucleotides. It is a transcript of the gene HRD1, whose product is annotated as E3 ubiquitin-protein ligase hrd1. Bases 158 to 2821 code for a protein of 887 amino acids. Lineage: Eukaryota; Fungi; Ascomycota; Leotiomycetes; Thelebolales; Thelebolaceae. The transcript is spliced from 4 exons. Gene Ontology annotation, cellular component: cytoplasm. The record is from RefSeq and is a predicted model, not a curated record.